Molecule: messenger RNA, 1395 nt
Organism: Medicago truncatula (barrel medic)
Lineage: Eukaryota; Viridiplantae; Streptophyta; Magnoliopsida; Fabales; Fabaceae
Exons: 5
Molecular function (GO): zinc ion binding; nucleic acid binding
Source: RefSeq, a predicted model, not a curated record
AUGUUAGCGGAAGAAGCUGACGACUGGUGGGUGAGUUUGUUGCCUGUGCUGGAACAGGGUGAUGCUGUAGUAACUUGGGCUAUGUUCAGGAAGGAGUUUCUGAGUAGGUAUUUUUCGGAAGAUGUCCGAGGCAAGAAGGAAAUUGAGUUUCUGGAGUUGAAACAGGGCCACAAGAGCAAUGUUUGUGGUAAAGAUGAGAGGAAGUGCUUCAGGUGUGGUCAGAAGGGACACAGUUUAGCUGAAUGUAAGCGUGGGGAUAUUGUCUGCUACAACUGCAAUGGAGAGGGUCAUAUCAGUUCGCAGUGCCCUGAGCCGAAGAAGGUUAGAACUGGUGGAAAGUGCAUUGAUUACCGUCAGUUGAACAAAGUUACGAUAAAGAACAGGUAUCCGCUUCCUGGAAUUGACGACUUGAUGGAUCAGUUGGUUGGUGCUAAGAUUUUUAGUAAGAUUGACUUGAGGUCGGGUUACCAUCAGAUAAAGGUGAAGGAUGAGGAUAUGCAGAAGACGGCCUUUAGGACACGAUAUGGUCAUUACGAGUACAAAGUGAUGCCUUUCGGUGUUACUAACGCGCCUGGUGUGUUUAUGGAGUACAUGAACCGAAUCUUCCAUGCUUUUCUGGAUAAGUUUGUUGUGGUGUUUAUUGAUGAUAUCUUAAUUUAUUCCAAGAACGAAGAGGAGCAUGCAGAGCAUCUGAGAAUUGUAUUGCAAGUUUUGAAAGAAAAGAGGUUGUAUGCGAAGUUGUCAAAAUGUGAGUUCUGGUUAAGCGAAGUGAGCUUUCUGGGUCACAUUAUUUAUGGUGGUGGUUUUGCAGUGGAUCCUUCGAAGAGUAUACAGUUGGGGAUGCUGAAGAUUGAUAGUAAUUUUUUGAACAGUAUUCGAGAAGCCCAGAAAGCAGAUUUGAAAUUGGUUGAUUUGAUGACUACUGGUAGUGACACUGAGGACAGUGAUUUUAAGGUGGAUGAUCAGGGUGUACUGAGAUUCAGAGGAAGAGGUGAUCAUGUUUUUCUGAGGGUCACUCCUUUGACGGGUGUUGGACGUGCAUUGAAGUCGAGAAAGUUGACUCCUAAGUUCAUUGGUCCGUAUCAGAUUUCAGAGAGAGUUGGAACAGUGGCAUAUAGAGUUGGUUUGCCACCACAUCUUUCGAACUUGCACGAUGUGUUUCAUGUGUCACAGCUUCGGAAGUAUGUGGCGGAUCCUUCGCAUGUGAUUCCAAGGGAUGAUGUACAGGUUAGAGACAACCUGACAGUUGAGACUAUGCCAUUGAGGAUUGAUGAUAGAAAGGUAAAGUCUUUGAGAGGUAAGGAGAUACCUCUUGUGAGAGUCGUUUGGGGUGGAGCGACUGGUGAAAGUUUGACUUGGGAGCUGGAGAGUAAGAUGCGGGAGUCGUAUCCGGAG